ACUUAUAAAUUGCCUUUUUAUUUGCAAUAUAGCAUGUGUGAAAUGGGCCGUAGAUGAUGGCUACAUGGCUUGAGAGUAGAGCUCUUCAUUUUGAUGUGUUUUAUAAACAGAUGGCAAUAAAUGAUCUGAUCCUGUGUCCUUUGACUUUAGUGGGAGUUUUCCAACAAGCGUAUUUAUGCAAGAGCAGCCCGUCUGCCAGCACCGCGUCAGCGGGCAACAUGCCUUUGCAUUCAGCACUGUUGCAUGUCCCCGUGCCAAGAACGAAUUUUGCCGAUUCAGAUUUGCUCAGUUUGUCAACACACAGCUCCCAUUGAACUUUGUGGGACAAGAAUCAGUCUUGGCAUGGGGCCGCAGGCAGCCCAGGGAGCACUGCCCAUUGCCAGCACCAGCGAGAGGAGCAGCACUCAGCCUCGGCUCCACAGUUUGCAAGGGUCUCAUCUCCUGUAGCAUGUGUUUGCUGUUGUUUAACUGGUGGGAAGAGUCGAUGAUAAAAAGAGAUUUCCUAGGUUCUGUGACUGGCUGCCGUGUAUUCUUUUCUUUGUGCAAUCAUAUCUACCUGCACAGACAGUCAAGCAAUCAACAGCAAAGAUGCUGCAUCUUUCAGGGACAAAGAAAUACUGCUUAUAGCAUAGUUUGGCCAGCUACAGUUUCUCCAGCUCACCCAGUUCCUAAGCACAUAAAGAAGCCAGACUAUGUGACGACAGGCAUUGUACCAGACUGGGGAGACGACAUAGAAAUUAAAAAUGAAGAUCAGAUUCAAGGGCUUCGUCAAGCUUGUCAAUUGGCCCGCCAUGUCCUGCUUCUGGCUGGAAAGGGCUUGAAGGUUGGCAUGACAACUGAAGAAAUAGAUUCCAUUGUUCAUCAUGAAAUAAUCAGUCAGAAUGCCUAUCCGUCACCUCUGGGCUACGGAGGGUUUCCAAAAUCUGUUUGUACUUCUGUAAACAACGUGGUAUGUCAUGGUAUUCCUGACAGUCGACCUCUUCAGGAUGGAGAUAUUAUCAACAUUGAUGUCACGGUGUAUUACAAUGGCUACCAUGGUGACACUUCUGAAACCUUUUUGGUGGGCAAUGUGGAUAAAUCUGGUGAAAAGUUAGUGGAGGUUGCCAGAAAAUGUAGAGAUGAAGCAAUUGCAGCUUGCAGACCAGGGGCUCCCUUCUCUGUAAUUGGAAACACAAUCAGGUUUUCUGUGUGUCACUUCAGGUUCAUUGACCACAUUGCAUUUUAUGUAAAGAAUACCCAAGCUCUCUAUGUAGACGUUAUUAAGUGGGAAGGAGGAGGGGCACGGACGUCUGUCAGCACCGAUGUCAAAGCCCUGUGAGCUCCAAGAUCCCUUAUUUUGAUCACAGACAGCAACCACUGAAGUAUUGGUGCCAACAGAGUUGUUUUCAAGCUGUUUGGCAAGAAAGUGGCAGAAUUUGCUGUUGAAAUGCACAAGAACCACUUCUCUCACCAUCUGAGGACAGGAUGCUGUCUUAACACUGCCUUCUGUGUACCUCAGUGCUCUUGCACCCGAUGCUCAGCACGCAGCUGCUGCUGCCACUGCCACCCUCCUCAGCAGCAGCUGAGUGCUGAGAUGAGAGCUUCCCUUGCCCACAGAGAGUGUGUAGCCAUGGUGCCUGGAAGAAUAGCUGCACAGAAAAGAGCUUUCUGUCUUGCUACAGAAGAUGGGUAUUUCUUGGGGGGGGGGGGGGGGGGGAAAUCCUGUAAUAAUACAAAACAACUCAUAAACCAACCGUGCUUUUUCAGUGGUCAGGAGUGCCAUGUAAGGACAUUGGCAAAGCUGAGUAGUCAGUGGGAUUGUUUGUCCUCUUGCAAAAAGGCUUGCAGAAGAAGGUGAAAGAAAAGCUUAUCACAUGUUGCAUGGAUGGCUUCUCCCAUCUCUCUUCAGAGAAUUGCUUCACCCAGAUGGGACUCAUUAUCUGCAUUGCUCUGGGCUUGGUCACUGGAGACCAUCAGUUUCAUUUUGCGUAUGUUUCUGAGUAAUCUGGCUUUCGGACUCCAUUCCCCGUGCUUCUUCCUUGGCCUUCAGUAUUGUCAUAGCCAGCAGGCCAAGUCUCUGACCCAGAUGUGGGCAAUGUGUUAGGCAGGGGAGAAAGUUUUCCAUCUCUAAGUAGGACUUUUUGCUGCAUAAACCUUCAUUACUUUUUUUCCAUAUAGAUGGUUUUGUGUGCAACCAAACGAAGCCAAACUUCUAGCCUUAUUGGUAAGUGUCUUUGCCAAUACUUAGGAGUUUGGAGGCAGCUAAAAUUGACAUUCCAUUUUCUCUAGAGUUAAUGAAUGAAAUGUGAUGGGUCUUUGUAUCAGGGCAAUGGGUGGGUAAAAGCUAAUAUACAAAUCCUGUUAGAAUGUGCUCUUAAGGUCUGAACACUGCAGCAUUAUUAACCAUUGACCCGACUCCUCUCUCAUUGUCAUUUUGCUGUGGUGGAGCACCAUGUCCCUCAAUUGCAGUGGCAUUAAAUUCUAGGAUGGUGACCCACAGGCACUGGAGCCAGCACUGCAGGGUCUGUGAAGCCUGGUGUGCAAAGGGAUUACUGCAUACAGCAGGUUGAGGCCACUUUGCACCUGAGUGAGAGUCUCCCUGUAGGGUUUAACAUGCUUUAAUUUCUGUGAGAGCUUACAAUUUUGUUUGAGUUUCUUAACUUUUCUGCUUUUCCACCUGUAGUCAAACUCUGAGAAAACAUGUUAUGGUUAAAUAUAGGCAAUCCUGACGUUUUUAAAACUUCAAGUUUGAUUCAAAACAAGUUUGAUUUUAAUGUUGUAGGUGAAAUCUUUCAGGCUUAGUGCCUUCCUGCUUGAUUUUAGAAAUAGUAUGAAGAUCAUACGCAGGGACAGGGAUAACCUCCUUGUCACUUCUAAUCCCCCUCCAGGUCCCCCCAAACCUCUGCACAUUUCUGUUUCGGAUGUGACAGCCUUCCUGGCUGAGCCCUUAAGUCACCCCAUGCACUGCUGGCUGAGUAAGGGCAGAAUCCGAGAGUGAAGCCUGCAGACAUGGGGUAGCCCAGCAGCCAGAGGACACCCCACAUGCGUUUUUUAGGAAUCAGAAUAGGAAUUUGCUUUCCUGACAUGGGCAGGGAUCAGUGCCUGACCAUGUUCCUGCAGGCAGCUCUCAGAGAUGUUCCUCCCUGAGGCAGGCCCUGGAGAACAGGACAGAUCUCCCAGGCAGAACUGAUGAACUAUGACUCUUCCAUUUUGUUACUGAAGGGUUUGGUGAUGGGUUCAUUAUCAGGAAUAGAUUUGCUGGAGUUUCAAUACAUUUUGGUACAGAAUAUUUGCAGUAUUCCAAAAAGGAAGCAGUAGGGCUCUUAACUCUCCCUGUUGGCAGCAAGAACCUCUGUUCCUGCAGAAAACCCAGUGCAGACAGUGCAUACACAACCCAGCAUGGACUGUGCACAGAGGGAGGGCUUGGCAGACGCAGAGGCUGCAGUUUGGUGGUGUGCUGGAGUCUCAGCUGCGUGACUUGGCUGCCAUUUAGCUGUCCCAGGUUAAAAUGAGUUCCCAGUGUGCUUGUGGAAAAGGUUACCCAGCAUUAGAUAGGGACAUGAUAUGCUGCCGCCUUGCAUAGACAGAGCAGGGCUGACACAGAAGCUACCAGCCUCUGCUGGCAGGCAUGUUCACUCUGAAACCUAACAAUGGCUCACCAGUGCUAGUUCCGACGGCUGCUGUCUUUUGGAGCAGGCACAAAGUGGUGACCCAGUGUUGGGGAUGGGAGCUGGGUGAUGCUGCUGCUGAUACCAGUGUGGUGGCAAGACCCGGGGCUGACAGAGGUGGUGGUCGGGCCACACUCCCUCACGGUGUCCUCUUUGCCCUCGCAGCUCCGUGGCGCUGCAGGGCGGCUUCCAGGUCUGCCCGUUCUUCGUCGGCCACGGCAUCGGGUCGUACUUCCACGGGCACCCCGAAGUGUGGC
Pezoporus occidentalis (night parrot) is the source of this 3904-nucleotide messenger RNA. It is a transcript of the gene METAP1D, whose product is annotated as methionyl aminopeptidase type 1D, mitochondrial. Gene Ontology annotation, cellular component: mitochondrion. Gene Ontology annotation, molecular function: metalloaminopeptidase activity. Gene Ontology annotation, biological process: proteolysis. The record is from RefSeq and is a predicted model, not a curated record. Lineage: Eukaryota; Metazoa; Chordata; Aves; Psittaciformes; Psittacidae. The coding region runs from base 176 to 1318 and encodes 380 amino acids. The transcript has 7 exons.